GUUCAUUUCAACGCUGAGGUUCUCUCUCUCUAAAAUCCAAUCAUUUCCUCAAAGACCAAAAAAAAAAAAAGACAAAGGAACCUCUUUGUUUCUGACGCACAAACACCACCAAUCCUCAAUCUCGUUACAUUUUCCCGAGAAAAUCCCCAUUUUCUCUCAGAAUCCCGGAAAUUCGAAACACUUUUUCUCACUCUAGGUCGAAGCUCCUGCUUCUUCCGCCAAUCCAAUUCCUAACCCGGUGUUGGAUUCUUGGUGCUUCGAUUUCGUCUUCAGGAAUGAGAUUCUCCUCAUACCUUCAACAAUCUCAGCGUUCGGAUUUCCUUGUUCAAUUUUAACCUUCUCGCAGUGUGACUAUGUAUCAUGCAAAGAAGUUUCCGCAGGCAACGAUGGUGCCGCAUAAAUCUCAAGGUGGAGCUGAACAACUUGCAAAUGUUGGGGUUUUGAAUGGAUCUGCUGUGAAAAAUGUAGCACCUGCUGGAGGAAGUGGGAAACAACGUUUGCGUUGGACAUCUGAUCUUCAUGACCGUUUUGUGGAUGCCAUUACACAACUUGGUGGACCAGAUAGUGGGAGCAACACCAAAAGGUGUUCUGAGAGUGAUGGGUGUACCUGGACUGACCAUUUAUCAUGUUAAAAGCCAUUUACAGAAGUAUCGCUUGGCAAAGUACUUGCCCGAAUCACCAGCUGAUGGUAAAGAUUCUAAAGAUGAGAAAAGAAAUUCUGGAGACAGCAAUUCUGGCGCUGAGUCUUCUCCGGGUUUGCAAAUCAAUGACGCGCUAAGAAUGCAGAUGGAGGUUCAGAAACGUCUGCACGAACAACUUGAGGUUCAGAAGCAGUUACAAAUGAGAAUUGAAGCUCAGGGUAAAUACUUGCAGAAGAUCAUAGAGGAACAGCAGAAAUUAGGCAGUACCUUGACAGCCUCGGAAACGUUCCCGUUGCCCCAUGAAAAGCAAAAUCAUCCCCAGUCAGAGCCUUCUGGGUCUAGUGAUGCCCUUGCAGAUACUUUUUCUCCACUUAAAAAACAGAGAAUUGAUGAAGGUUCAAAGGAUGGCUUCGAUGCAUCCCAAGUUCCAAGAAAGACUGCACAGAAAAAUGAUUGUAAUGUUGGUCUGAUGGAUCCAAACUUGUAUGGAGAUGAUGCUGGCUUGGGAUUUGAUUUGGAGACAGAAAACGAAGAAGACAAUGAGAGUGAGCAGUAAGAAUUAGGUUCUGUUUGUAGUUCAACCAUGUGUCUUAUUGUAAUAUCUAGUAGAAAAUACAGAUCAUAUUUUUGUAAAUUAUAUUCCAUGCAAUCCAUUUGUAUAUAUUAAUGUAGAGAUAGAUGCAUUCUUCUCUCCUGUUGUGAGAGUCAUAAACACCACCGUGCUCCCACGGUCAACAGAAAUGCAUUGUACAUGUGGUCAUGGAUGAUGAAUGUUGGGAGCUGGACACUUGUCAUUUAUCAAUGUUCACGUUGUUAUUAUUGUCCAAGUUUCAAAGUUGUUAAUUAGCUAGUGAAGGCAUUGUUUUAUCA
Cicer arietinum (chickpea) is the source of this 1511-nucleotide messenger RNA. RefSeq names its product myb family transcription factor PHL7-like. The record is from RefSeq and is a predicted model, not a curated record. Gene Ontology annotation, molecular function: DNA-binding transcription factor activity; DNA binding. Lineage: Eukaryota; Viridiplantae; Streptophyta; Magnoliopsida; Fabales; Fabaceae.